This is a messenger RNA of Harmonia axyridis, 555 nucleotides long. Its product is annotated as ubiquitin-40S ribosomal protein S27a-like. NCBI's taxonomy places the organism in Eukaryota, Metazoa, Arthropoda, Insecta, Coleoptera, Coccinellidae. Bases 76 to 540 code for a protein of 154 amino acids. The transcript has a single exon. Gene Ontology annotation, cellular component: cytoplasm; ribosome; nucleus. Gene Ontology annotation, molecular function: ubiquitin protein ligase binding; structural constituent of ribosome; protein tag activity. Gene Ontology annotation, biological process: translation; protein ubiquitination; modification-dependent protein catabolic process. The record is from RefSeq and is a predicted model, not a curated record.
UUCUUCUACAUGUCACAAGUCGGCCAUAGUCUUUUCUAAAGUGCAUGGUGGUGUGAAAAUAGGUAAGACCCAACUAUGCAGAUUUUCGUCAAAACCCUAACGGGCAAGACCAUCACUCUUGAGGUCGAGCCCUCAGAUACUAUUGAAAAUGUCAAGGCCAAGAUCCAAGACAAGGAGGGAAUUCCCCCAGAUCAGCAAAGAUUGAUCUUUGCCGGUAAACAAUUGGAAGAUGGCAGAACCCUUUCAGACUACAACAUCCAGAAGGAGUCAACCUUGCACUUGGUGCUUAGGUUGAGGGGAGGAGCUAAGAAACGCAAGAAGAAGAAUUACUCUACUCCCAAAAAAAUCAAACACAAGAAGAAGAAGGUCAAGAUGCCCGUUCUUAACUUUUACAAAGUUGACUACAGUGGAAAGAUUCACAGACUUAGACGUGAAUGCCCUAGUGAACAGUGUGGAGCUGGAGUCUUCAUGGCAGCCAUGGAAGACAGGCACUACUGUGGAAAAUAUGGAUACACCCUGGUUUUCUCUAAACCAGAAUAGUUCUUAACACUAUGA